AUAUCCAACAGCAUUCAAUUCAUCGUUCAAACAUAACUUCCUCUCUGCAUUUGCAUUUGCAUUGCUUGCCUUAAUUUAGCUCCAUAGAAUGCAAAACAAUACUGACAAUUCUUCACCUCAAGGAUCAUCUGAAACAACAAAUCGAAAGUGCGAUCGCUUUGCAAAAAAGUCGUUUUGGUUUCUCGUUGUACUUUUCUUCUUCUCUUUUCCUUAUUCCUAUCUCUCCCAUUUCCCCUGCUUCUUCUACUAUAAGCUUCAGCUUUCCACUUUGAUCUUCCCCUUGUUUGCUCAGAUUCUCGACAGGAAGUACAUGUUCCUUAUCUGCAACGGAAUCCUCGCAUUCCUUGCCAAGAAUGUCAAGUUUAGCAACAGCAGCAGUGAAGAUGGUGUGGCGAAAAUGGCUCAACUGUCUAAUGAAGAAACUGCAGCAUCGUCCAUGGAGAAUUCCGGCGAUCCACUCGGUCUAGCUGCUGAAGAAGAACCACAUAUGGAGGAGCAACUGCAAGAAGAUGGCGGAGAUUUUCGUGAAGGUAACACAGCAACAGGUUUUGUUCUAGAAACAGCAGAUAGGGAAUUCGACAAUGGCGAGGAGGAGGACGAGGACGAGGACGAUGAAGUAGAGGGCGAUAGUGUAGCUUCAGAAGCAGUAGAAAUGGUGAGUGAUGCAAGAGUCAGCACAGAAGAGUUGAACAAGAAGUUCGAAGAAUUCAUCAGGAAGAUGAAGGAAGAAAUCAGAGUUGAAGCUCAGCAACCCCUCAUUACAGUCCAAGAAAAAGCCUACAAAUGAUCAUAAAGGGAUUAGUUACAAACCAACAAUAGAAAUAAUGACACAAUAAAGGGUCUCAAAAGCUUAGGAAAUCUUUCCUAAUGAUAGCUUUCUUUUUCAUACACUGAUACACAGGACA
Molecule: messenger RNA, 905 nt
Organism: Andrographis paniculata
Lineage: Eukaryota; Viridiplantae; Streptophyta; Magnoliopsida; Lamiales; Acanthaceae
Exons: 2
Coding region: 89-787 (232 amino acids)
Source: RefSeq, a predicted model, not a curated record